Messenger RNA from Scatophagus argus, 798 nucleotides. Its product is annotated as clumping factor B-like. The record is from RefSeq and is a predicted model, not a curated record. The coding region runs from base 70 to 798 and encodes 242 amino acids. The transcript is spliced from 3 exons. NCBI's taxonomy places the organism in Eukaryota, Metazoa, Chordata, Actinopteri, Scatophagidae.
CCAGACUUAGGAGAUGGACCCCACAUUGGCCCUAACCAUGCUGAACCAGAACAUAACCCACAGCAAGAAAUGCUGGAGGUCAUUGAGCAAGAUGACAGACUUAACGCUGGAAUGGCUCUCUGGCUGCAGUUUGUCGUCAUUAAUGGACUUGAGGAUGAAGCCAUUGCUUUACUAAGGCAAAUUAGAGAUGAACGGGAGGGCAACAAUAUUGUCAACAAUAUUGACAAUAAUGAUGAUGAAGAUGGUCCACAAUUUGAAGAUGCUCCUGCUGAGCCUCAAGUUGACAUGGAAGUCAAUAUUGUCAACAAUUUUGACAAUGAUGAUUAUGACAAUGAGGAACGAGCUGAAGAAGAUGAAGAUGGUCAACAACUUGAAGAUGCUCCUGCUGAGCCUCGAGUUGACUUGGAAGUCAACCAUCCAGCUGAAGCAGAAGAUCCCCUGCCUGGAGGAUCCCAGAGGAAUGAGCUGCCUGAUGCCAUCUUGGCUGAGGAAGAAGCACCCUCCACCAGCUCAGUGUGUGGAGGAUCAAGGAGGAGGUCAAGAGAGGAAGAUGAAGAAGACAAGAUGAGCAGGAAACAAUUCAGGCGCUGCAAUGAAAUGUGUGAUGCCGUCUCAGACAGUGACACUGACAGCGACAGCGCCAGCGACAGUGGCAGCGACAGCGACAGUGACAGCGACAGUCACAGUGACAGUGACAGCCACAGUCACAGUGACAGCGAGGAUGAAGAACCACAAACCAAGCCAGCCAACAUUAUAGCUCAGCUAAGGAAGAUAUCGUCACGAGCACAAGGUUUUUGA